GUCCUAGAUAGCUCGCUAGAGCCCUUGGAUGCAGGUAGAGCCUCAACUUUGGAUCCAGAGACAAGAACAUCUCUUUGGACAAAGACCAACUCCUGACGACCUUCUCUCCACCAUCUGAUUUACCUUGUCCUCUUCACAGAAGUCCUGAAGCCAACAUGGCCACCCCACAGUUGAAGCAAAUUCCUGACUGCUUUCAUGUUCGUGAUCCUCUACAAAUGGUGUGGGUUGUGGAGGGAGAUUCUUUGAUGGCAGUUCCUUUCAACAACAAUGUCAAACCCGUCAGUCUUGACAUAAUAUCAUGUACAGAUGAAAAAUUGCAUGAUGAAGCAAAAGGUAAUCCGGUUUACCUGGGAAUCAAGGGCACAAAUCACUCUCUCUUUUGUGCAAAAAUUCAAGGCCAGCCUACUUUGCAGAUCAAGGAGAAAAAUGUGAUGGACCUGCACGAUAUGAACGAAGGGCAGAAACCUUUUCUCUUUUUCCGCAUUAUAGAGGGCACCACCUCUGCCUUUCAGUCAUUCUCCUGCCCUGGCUGGUUCAUAGCCACCUCCUCCACGGCCAGACAGCCCAUCACUCUCACCAAGGAGAGGGGCGGAACUGAAAACACUAACUUCUAUUUAGAGCCUGAGCACUAAGUCCAGCCUGGGCUGUGGGGGGCUGAUUCCAGGACAGAGAAGCAAGCAGGCAGAGAAGCUUCUGUUUGAAAACACAGUCAGUCAUGUUAAGAGAUCACCAUGCACAGAUGCCCACACAUGGCCCACCUCAUUUUCAUCACCCAAAACCACCUCCUCCUCUGGACAUCCAUUUCUGCCCCAUGUCCCCCAUUUGAACGCCAUCCCAAUAUGAAACCUAAGAGUCACUUUUUAUUCUCUCCUGAUCUUGUCCCACCAUCCACCUGGUUGCCAAGUCCAGUUAAAUCAACAUCCCAAAAGCUUCUUGUACACAGCAGUCUCUUCUCAUUCCUUCUGACAACCUACGGCCUAGAGAUGUGAAUUUAAAAAACUUUUGUUCAUACAACCCUAUUAAUAAAAAAACAUUGUUUAUUAAUUCUA
Molecule: messenger RNA, 1049 nt
Organism: Equus quagga
Lineage: Eukaryota; Metazoa; Chordata; Mammalia; Perissodactyla; Equidae
Gene: IL36B
Product: interleukin 36 beta
Exons: 5
Coding region: 156-632 (158 amino acids)
Biological process (GO): positive regulation of T cell differentiation; cellular response to lipopolysaccharide; inflammatory response to antigenic stimulus
Molecular function (GO): interleukin-1 receptor binding; cytokine activity
Source: RefSeq, a predicted model, not a curated record